GUUUUCAUUUGUUUAUGUCGCACAAAAUACAAUUACAGCUCACUGCUGAUGACAUUAUGAUUCUAAUUUAUCGCUUUCAUAACUCUCAGGUGGUGAGUCAAUGCUUUCGGGCAGUCUUUUAGCUGGUAUUUUGAGUGGUGAUGAAUGCGAGAAGAGAUUUCUGAAGAUUGACAAUUGUACAGCAAAUAGUAAAGUAGCCAGGAUUGAUCUUUGUGAGAUCAGCGAUGGGAAAUUGAGCGCAAAUUUUGAUAUUAUAAAACCAUUGGAUGAGUUCUUGAUCGAGUUUUGUUUCUUCCGAUCAAUAAAUAAAGUUUUCAACCAACUCGGAAAAUGUCAAUUUAUGAAUCAUUGUGACUUCAUGUCAGCUCAAAAACAAAGCGACUUAAGUCCAAUGUUAAGGAAGUUUGUGAGUUUUUGGAAGUUUGCUGGAAUUGAAGGCGUUAAAAUUUCGUGUCCUGUAAUUGGAAAUAUAACAUUUAACAAGUUGGAUAUAAGCAACAAUUUUAUGUCAUUUAUUCCAAAAGGAAUUAUGAAAUUGGUCACUAAAACUUACAACAAUCAGGAUGGAAUGAUUUUUAUUUUGUCUGCUGUAUUUUCAAAGUGUGAAAGAAAAUUUGUAAAAAUUGAAAAUUGCACAUCAAAUGAAAAAAUUACUCGAGUUGAGCAGUGUGAAAUUCACGAUGGAAAGUUUAGCGGAGUCUUUAAUAUUUUGGAAUCAUUGGAUGAGUUUAUGCUAGAAAUUUGUUUCUUCAAAUCUGAAGACAAAACAUUUCGUUCCCUCGGAAAAUGCCAAAACUUCAAUCACUGUGAGUUCGUAAAGAAUCAAAAGCAGUACAUUGCAAGUCCACUGGCGAGAAAGUUGAUUGCAUUUUGGAGAUAUUCUGAUGUUUCUGGAUUCUUUAAGCCAUGUCCAAUAAUUGGAAGGAUUGAGAUGCUCGGUGUGGAUUUGAAUGUUGAUUUUAUGACAUUCUUUCCGAAAGGAAUCUUGAAGGCUACUAAGAGGGCUUAUAAUAAGCAGUAUGACUUGAUAUUUCUUGUGUCUACUGUGUUUGCUAAUAAUUAG
This is a messenger RNA of Chironomus riparius, 1063 nucleotides long. NCBI's taxonomy places the organism in Eukaryota, Metazoa, Arthropoda, Insecta, Diptera, Chironomidae. The record is from the annotation of a GenBank genome assembly.